This is a messenger RNA of Micropterus salmoides (largemouth bass), 8101 nucleotides long. It is a transcript of the gene pard3ab, whose product is annotated as par-3 family cell polarity regulator alpha, b. The transcript has 26 exons. Lineage: Eukaryota; Metazoa; Chordata; Actinopteri; Centrarchiformes; Centrarchidae. Gene Ontology annotation, cellular component: cell cortex; apical plasma membrane; adherens junction. Gene Ontology annotation, biological process: intracellular protein localization; microtubule cytoskeleton organization; establishment or maintenance of epithelial cell apical/basal polarity. Bases 267 to 4499 code for a protein of 1410 amino acids. Gene Ontology annotation, molecular function: protein binding; phosphatidylinositol binding. The record is from RefSeq and is a predicted model, not a curated record.
GAGACAGGGAUUGGGAUCGAGAGAGUGAAGGAAGGAGAGAGAGAAGCUAAACAGGUGGUCUGAAAACACAGAAAACAAUGUCGCCCGGCGGGGAGAAGCGGAAAGAGCUCUAGUCCUCGCUUUUAUAAAGGAAUACUGAGGCAGCUGCGGAGCCGAACAAACAAAAACCCAUGCACCUUUUUUAUUUUCACUCGGAUUCAUCCUCCUCCUCCUCCUCCUCUCCUCGGUUUUACUCCGAGUCUGGGCAAGAUCUCGGAUACUGAACCAUGAAAGUCACGGUGUGUUUUGGCAGGACCCGGGUGGUGGUGCCGUGCGGGGAUGGAAAUAUCAAAGUCCACACACUCAUCCAGCAGGCUGUCAUGAGAUAUAAGAAGGCUAUCGCCAAGGAUGCCAGUUACUGGCUGCAGGUCCACCGGCUGGAGCACGGUGACGGCGGCAUCCUCGACCUGGAUGAUGUACUCUGCGACGUGGCCGAUGACAAAGACAGGUUGAUAGCAGUGUACGACGAACAGGAGCCCCAUCAUGGAGGCGAUGGUACCAGUGCCAGCUCCACAGGGACUCAGAGCCCCGACCUGUUUGCUGCAGACCUCAGUGCUAGCAGUGGAGCCUCGGCCUUCCAUCCCUACCAGGUCGCCAGUGAGAUCGAGGUCACGCCUUCCGCCCUGCGCACCAAUAUGCCCCUCCACGUCCGACGCAGCAGCGACCCUGCCCUGCUGACCAUCAAUGGGCCGUUUAGUGGCGGCGAGUCAAGGGGCCAAGAGGAAGAGCCGCCAUCAAGGAAGAACCCAACUCGCUGGUCCACCACUGCUGGCUUCCUGAAAGUCCGCCACUCCUCUGGCACCAACAGCCUCGAGAGGAAGGGUAAAGGUAUGGACACGUACCGCAGCCUACCACGAGAUGCAGGGACAUGGGCCAAUCAGAGAGAGUUUCAGAGAGAGACUGCCCGUUCAUCACUCAGCGCCAAUCACCCCAUGGUGGACCGCUGGCUGGAGAGACAGGAACAGGAGGAAGAGUCGAGAGGAGAAGAAAACGGCCGGAUCGAGCCGGUUGGCCGAGCGGACUCCUGCAUGGACCACACCCCUGUGAGGUCACUAGAAGACAUAGUCAAACUGGUGGAGGUGUCAAACGACGGUGGGCCCCUGGGAAUCCACGUGGUGCCUUUCAGUGGCAGGGACCGCAGGACUCUUGGCUUGUUGGUCAAGCGUCUGGAGAGAGGAGGCAAGGCUGAGCAGCAGGGCCUCUUCCAGGAGAAUGACUGUAUCGUCCGUAUCAAUAACGGAGACCUGAGAAACAUCCGCUUUGAACAAGCCCAGAAUAUGUUCCGUCAGGCCAUGCGAUCUCCUGUCAUCAUGUUCCAUGUGGUGCCAUCAUCGAUGAAAACCCACUACGAGCAGCUUUCCCACGCUGAGAGGAACCCGGCGUACGCCUCGGGCCGUUUCAGUCCUGACUCCAUGACCGGCAGCAUCGUCUCCGGCAUGGACCACACCCCGCAGAGGAUGUCCCGACACGGUUCGCAAACUCACCCGCACUCCCAUCCGCAUCCUCAUUCCCAUGGUCACCCAGACCAGACAGACCCUCCUCUGACUCACCCGGCGGUCUCUGCAGCCAAACCUCCAACAGGACACACCCACUCUCCUCAGAGGGGGCUAAACUCGACGCCACCAGGAGGAUAUACCAAAAAGGUUGGGAGGAGGCUCAACAUCCAGCUAAAGAAAGGCCCUGAGGGACUCGGCUUCAGUAUAACGUCACGGGACGUUCCCAUCGGCGGCUCGGCACCCAUCUACGUGAAGAAUAUUCUGCCUCGGGGAGCUGCCAUCCAAGAUGGCCGCCUCAAGGCAGGAGACAGGCUGCUGGAGGUGAAUGGAGUGGACCUGAAUGGGCGGACCCAGGAGGAGGUGGUGUCUCUGCUCAGGGCCACGCCCAUGGGCGGGGCUGUUGGGCUGCUGGUUCUACGGCAGGAGGACACUUUCCUCCCACGAGAAGUGAAUGCUGAGCCCCAGGUGCAAUGCCCCAGAGAUUUGCAUCCGAGGCAGCCUGUGACAGCCGGGAAACCCCAUUGGCUGAUUGAGAAGACAGAGGAGGACGACUUGGUCCUGACUCCAGACGGGACCAGAGAGUUCCUGACCUUUGAGAUCCCCCUCAGUGACUCAGGUUCAGCUGGGUUGGGUGUGAGUGUCAAAGGUAAUCGCUCCAAGGAGAACCACGCUGACCUGGGCAUCUUCGUCAAAUCGAUUAUUAAUGGAGGGGCAGCCUGCAAGGACGGGCGGCUUCGAGUGAAUGACCAGUUGAUAGCUGUCAAUGGAGAGUCGCUAUUGGGCAAAACCAACCAUGACGCCAUGGAGACGCUGCGCAAAUCCAUGUCAACGGAAGGCAACAAACGUGGGAUGAUCCAGCUCAUUGUGGCCAGACGAGUGGCCAAAGGAAAUCAGGAGGCACCAGGGAGCCCGCUGGGACCUCAGACUUUGAACACCUCUCUGGAUGAUCACGAGCGCCGAAUCUCCCACUCUUUGUACGGUGGCCUGGAGGGCCUCGAUGACAACUUGAUGCCACGGCAAGGCAUGAUGCCUCGCACAAUAGGAAACUAUCAGCUCUCACCGACCGUCAACAUGCCGCAGGAUGACACUGUGAUCAUAGAGGAUGACCGGCAGCCCCUCUUCCCACCCCACCUCUCUGACCAGUCAUCAUCCAGCUCCCACGACGAUGUGGCUUUCACUGCUGAUGUGACGCCGCCGUGGGCCAAAGAGCUGCCCAGUCAGAUUGAAAGCUCCCUGAGUCCAGAUGAAAAUCAUCCAGACGCCGCUUUCCAGAGGGAAGGCUUUGGACGCCAGAGCAUGUCAGAGAAGCGCACCAAGCAGUUUGGAGACGCAACUCAGCUCGAGAUCAUCAAGACACGCAAGUCCAAGAGCAUGGAUCUAGUAGCCGACGAGAUUAACCUCACCCCUCGUCCCGAGACCAACACAGGUUCUUCCACAAAAGAUGUGGGACCAUCACUAGGCUUAAAGAAGUCCAGCUCUCUCGAGAGCCUCCAGACGGCUGUUGCCGAGGUAACCCUCAAUGGGGACCUCCCCUUCCACAGGCCGCGACCCCGUAUAAUCAGGGGGCGGGGCUGCAACGAGAGCUUCAGAGCAGCCAUCGACAAAUCCUACGACCGACCAGCUGCAACGGAAGAAGAUGAUGAGGGCAUGGAGACAUUGGAGGAGGACACAGAGGAGAGUUCACGAUCAGGGAGAGAUUCUGUGUCCACUGUGGCCGACCAGACCCCGCUGUCCGGCUCUGAAAAACCCCUGGUCAACGGCACUAAUCGCACCAAAGAGGAGAAGAAGAAAGACAAAGACAAGGGAGGGAAGGAGAAGAAGAAGCCAGAUGGAGGGAAGGAGAAAGACAAGGGAAAAGCCAAGAAGGGCAUGCUGAAAGGACUCGGGGACAUGUUCAGAUUUGGAAAGCACCGUAAGGACGAGCGGCAGGGAGAAAAGAUGGAUCGGAAAGGCUCCAGCAAGUGGAAGCUGGAGGAGACACAGGUUUCCGAGGAGGAGACGAUGAAGAUGAGGAUGGAGCAGGAGAGGAUCCAGGCCAAGACCAGGGAGCUGAGGGAGCGUCAGGCUAGGGAACGGGACUACGCCGAAAUCCUGGACAUAAGCCGCACGCCGGAGCGGUCCUCUGAGGAGGAGCACACAUAUGCAGGCAUCAACCCCCUGAACAGCUCUGUGGACAGUGGGCAUAGCAGGCCCCACAGCCCCCGGGACGAUUACCCCCACAUUCAUCCGCACCAGCACUCAGAUUCCCUCUACACCCAAGUCAGCAAGGCCCGCAACGACAGGCCUCCGUCUGCAGACAGUAACCGGCUAGCCCCUAGCAACCACGACCGGAUACAGAGGCUGAGGCAGGAGUUCCAGCAGUCCCAGAACGUCCCUGACGACCCGGACGACCGUAGGAGGACCUACAGCUUCGAGCAGCCGUGGUCAAACACCAGCAGCAAUGGUCCGGGUGGGUACAGCCAACCGGGUCGCCACUCGGUGUCGGUCGAGGUUCAGAUGCAAAGGCAGAGACAGGAGGAGAGAGACUCGUUCGCCCAGGCACAGCGGCAGUACAGCUCCCUGCCACGGCAACCCAGGAAGAAUCCCAGCUCCAUCUCCCAGGACUCCUGGGAUAAGGCAUACCCACCUGGCGAGGGCUUCCAGACAGCAAAGGACAACCCCCGGUACUCCAGCUACCAGGGCUCCAGGAACGGCUACCCGGGCGGCGUUGGGGUCAACGCCAGAGUCCUUCUGGAAGCCCAGGAGCUGCUGAGGCAGGAGCAGAGGCGCAGAGAGCAGGAAGCCAAAGGGAAGUUAAUGCAGGAGAGCACCAGUAACAGCAGCUAUGAGGGGUACUCCACAAUGCACCUGAAGGACCCAGCCUCCCCCAAGGGCCCGUACCGCCACGAUGUGCCACCUUCGCCUUCCCAGUUAGCAAGGCUUAAUAGAUUGGGGUCAGAGAAAGGAAGACUUUUUUAUUCUUGAUGAGUAUUAUUGGACUGAUGGAUGAAGAGCGGAACAGAGAACUUAAGUUUUAAGAGCAAAGGGGGUUUCCUUAAAGAAACCGCAAAAGUGGACGCUACAAAUCUUGACAAAGGGACAACCUUAGAGGUCUUAUAGCUUAGCAAUGAUCCUAGAGGUAAACAGUUGUGAAGUGUACUCAGUAUGUGGGUGUUUGUGUUCAAUCCCUCGCUGUGCCGAUGACCUAUACCAGUAGUCACUCAGUCCCUCCUACAAACACGAGACACUCAGUGCCUUCUCUGCAUUCACAAACACGAUGCUUGUUCACAGUCGUUCAGGACUCUGAUUCAUCGAGUUCUGGCACUGUCACGGACCGACAAUCAAAUGGGCAGACAGGCAAGUGAGUGGGUGUUCUUCUGAGCCCCGGGGGAGGCGUAAGUUUCUGUGUGGGUUUGUGUGCGGAGAGGUACAUGUUUCACAGUCAAGUGUGCCGUGACUUUACAAAAUGUCCCAUGGAUGACUCUUCCCAUCGGUCACAAAUCACCCUUUCUUCGCUUCACUAAAGUUAACAUUCAACCCCUACCGACGCUGCUGGCGUUUCUCUGCAAUCUGUUUUUUUUUUUUCUACUUCCAGUGUUUUCUCCUCAGCGAUCGAGCUCUCUCACUCGAGCACUCCCCGGGGAGCAGAGAAAACAAGGCAAAGUGUAUGAAAGAAGCAGGGCACGGUGUGUGAGUUAUUAAUAAAAAAGCCCCCCUCAUAAAUGAUUCAUAUCGUGUGUUAUCUCUGUGGAGGAGACCCAGGCAGAGAGGGAAGACAGCUCUGAUCCUUUGCCUGGCCCCCCUGCGCCGCCCUGGGCUUGAUUCGCUGGCCCGCCUGCCUGUCUGUCUGGAGCUCUGGCGCCCAUCCUCUCGUUGUUCUCGUCGUCUCUCUGUUCAUUACCUUUCUUUCUUUCUUCUACCUCAACACCACCUUUAUCCUCCUCUUCCACUCCCCUCCUUGCUCAUCUCCCACCUUCCUCUCAUCUCAUUUCACCGCUCCCCUUCCCGUAAGUCUUCCUCCUGCUACCCACUACCACCCUCCUCCUCGUCUCCCGAGUCAGGCUCUGCACUGAAUUUUUCAUCAAUAGCCACCUGCUGCCUGCCAGAGCCAAAGAACGCUGCCACCAGAGGCACCGACAGAGGGCCCGGCUUCUGACAUAAAGAGAGGAAUAAAAGCAAAAGAAAAAGAGCCAGAAUGUAGAUGGAUAAAGAGACAAUGAGCCUCCCAGCGUGAGAUUAGCUGGGGAUUUUCUCCUGUUUUUAACAAAAGGCAAAAUUGGCCUCCAGAGUUAAUUGCUUUCAAUUACUGUAAUUGCUUUCUGCAUUUUUACCAUUUAAGCAUUUAGCUGACACUUCUCCAGAAUUCACAGAAAUGUUUCUUUGAACUACUUUCUUCCAAAGAACUUGUAUGAAAACAUCUCACUAUGUCACAGUCUGUGAAUUAUCCACAGUAAAGGCCUGGUCACACUAGAAAGUGCCACUAGUCAGACACAUGUACGGUCACAAUAGAGUUCGCUAUGUGUCAGUCAGCAGACUCAUUAGCUCAGGACAGGACAGUUAGUUCAAAUAGUUUAUUCUUUAAUACAUAUUUGUACCGUCGACCCUCUUUAACCAUGCGUCUUUUGCGGAGCAGUUUAUACACCACCAGAGGAGGAUUAUACAAAAACAGAUGGUGCAGUUCAACUAUUUAGUGAUAGCUUCUUUCAUUCUGGACUCUGCAGCUUUCCAUUUCCUCAAAGGUCAGUACUGUCGAGACAGAUUGUUAAUGGUCAACAGUGGAAUUUGCCUGCCUAAAGUUGAACUUGAUCCUAAAGUUUCAUGUAGAUUUACUUCGCCUAGUGAGCACAUCUACAGAUUGUGGCGAUUCCGUUGACAUGAAUAGAUUUUCCUGACAUGCUCGUCUGACUGGGCCUUAAGCAGGACAUUGUUUUGGUAAGAGAUGUUGCUGAGGAGAUGUUGAUUUAUUUUAAACGUACUUUUCAAAGGCUGUGAGGACCACAAAUGAAAUUGCAUUUACCUCCAUUGUAUUUGGAUGGAGACAGAAUCUGAAAACCUGGACAAAUUUAACCAAAACUAGCUGCAUGACUACAUAGCACUAGAGGUAAAUCGUUUUGGUUUUGUUUUGGGGUUUUUUUGUAUUUUGGGUUAAAAACCAUUUAAACCAGUGACAUUUGUGAUUAUGAAUCACGCUAGCCCAAUGGCUUGUUCCAUUAUGACCUGAGAGUAUUUACAUUUUCAUUCCAAUCAAACUCUACAGCAGCUGAAUUGUAUUUAUUUUUUUUCAUCCAGAGAGGAGGAACUAAUCAGUCAAACUAGCCGCUAUAGUUGUGGGUUGGAAAGAAGACCUUGGGCGUUGAUGACACAUGCAGAAAAAUCCCUGCCGCAGCCCACCAGCUCACUGCUAUAAUUGUUGCAGUAGGUGGCAACCAAUCCUCUUAGUCUGUACCUACCCUCCUUUGACAUCACUAAUGUUUGUGAAAUGAUUGUCUCUGCCUGCAUGUGAACAAAUGAGACCUAGCUGAGGUCGAACUUUAAACAAAAGGGAAAUGCACAAAAAAAAUCAUCAAGCUGUGGAAAACAAACAGGCAGCACGUAAUUGCCCUUCACUCCCCCACACUCUCCAUAUGCAGAGGGAAGCUGCAUGAUAUACAUUAUCUCCUGUCGGUUAAUGAAGGCCCUUGCUGGGGAAAGAUACAGGCUUACUACGGGUAAUAAAUGAUGAACGAAAAAGUAAGACGAUGAAGAAAAAAGCCCUUUUCGAUGGCAUUAUUCCAGUGUAUAGACCUGUAUUUUAACCUGAGGAAAGUUCACGAUACUACUCUGUUUUAAGCUAACGAAAAUGUCCCUUCUGCAUUAUGUAUGUUACAUGGGUGUAACAACACAAACAGACUAUGGCCUCUUGCCAAUGUGUUGUUAAAUCCACGUGUCCCGUUACCAAAUAAGAUACAAACUGUGUAGGUGAAGUUAAACUCCACUCUGAAUGGUUUUUUGUACAAAAAAGUGUUUGGUUGUAGUGGCCAGCACUUCCUGCUGUGAACACUAGUGUGUCUGGAAAUGCAGUCUAGCGCAUUUAGAAGGAUGUAUUUGACCUGUGCUCUACAUGUCAUGGACUUUUACUGUUCAGCUGUCCAGUUACAGGGUCCGGUGUUGAUAAGUGCCUGAGAUAAUAUCAUAAUAUUUUACACAACUAGGGACACAAUGUGAUUUGUUUAACAGAGACACUAUAGCACACAAACUACAGUGUGUUUUUAAAACAUUUUUCAUCAUAUUAAAAUGUGUUUUGAGGUACUCCUUCCUGAACCUUUUUGAUUUUAUUUUAUUUACAAGAGCCAACACUUACAAGCAGUUAUCAGUCUACUUGUAUCCCAUUUGACAUUGCCUUCAACCAUGCUGUACAAUGAUGUGUUUUAAAGUAUAAAAAAUAAUUGGAAGCUAAUGGAAGCUUGGAUGUGCAAUGGUUUAGUUUUGGUUUUGUUUUUUUCCAGAAAACUUUUACAUGAUAUAUUAAGAAAUGUAAACAGCCACUUUUCCUGUACAUAUCAAAUUUAGAAUAAAACGGAAGGCUGUUCCAUCCUGUUUACAACCUC